Messenger RNA from Oncorhynchus masou masou (cherry salmon), 2591 nucleotides. RefSeq names its product transforming acidic coiled-coil-containing protein 1-like. Lineage: Eukaryota; Metazoa; Chordata; Actinopteri; Salmoniformes; Salmonidae. The record is from RefSeq and is a predicted model, not a curated record. Gene Ontology annotation, biological process: cerebral cortex development; mitotic spindle organization; cell population proliferation. Gene Ontology annotation, cellular component: cytoplasm. The coding region runs from base 709 to 2241 and encodes 510 amino acids. The transcript is spliced from 13 exons.
GAGAGUGAGAGCAGACGAGGGAGGGAGCGGGGAGAGGAAAGAGGAGGGAGCAGUCUGGCAGCCAGCUGAUUGCUGGUCUGGCAUUCAGAGUUGGAGCGGAGGAUAGAGAGAGGCAGAGAGAAACCGAGAGAGGCAGAGGAAGAAGAGAAGAGGCUACUGAUGCUACAUUAAUCUGUAAUCUGACAGAGAGUCAGAAACCAACAGCGUCAUCACAGAACUGUCAGCCUCUGUCAGUUUGUUCCGGAAAUCAACAAUGUAAAAGAGCAGGCUGGGAAACUAGAGCAAGAGGAGGAAGUGAAGAGAGAAACGAGAGAUGCCAUAAAACCAACAUCCUCUCAAAGAGAAAGAACACACACAACAGCUCAAAGAGAGAGCUAGACAGAAGGAGAAGAGAGAGAGGUAAACAUACUCUGUGGUGAGUCACUCCUCCUCCCCCUCUGCUUUCCUUUCAGCUCCUCUCCUCUGGUGUGUUGAUGCUGAUGCACAGAGGAGCAGCAGAACUAAGAAAAGAGUCCGAUCCAGAACACUAGCUGAAGACGAGAACUGGACUUUGUGUGGGAGUAGCAGGACUGACAAUGGAACUGUAGAACCAUCAGGUUACCAGAACUAGAACCAGGAGUAUCAUCAGAGCCAGAGCGGUGGAACCGUACCCAAAGGGUUGUGUACUGUAUAAAGGAGUGGUAGUGGACCUGGUGUGUCUCAAUAAAGAUGUCCUGGGGGUCUCUGCUGUCUCCGGUCCAGUGGGCCAAAUGGACCUGGUCAGCUGUACGGGGAGGAGGGGAGGAGGACGACGGAGGGCCCAGAACCAAGGAUGAAGGGGGAAAUUCAGAUUCAGAAGGGAACUUUGAGACACCAAUGGCGGAGUCUCCAGGUCUGCAGAAUGACCUGACCCAGCUGGAUAACUCUGCCGACAAAGCCCUCACCAGAGAUGACGGACAGCUGACGCCCCGUGCCUUCCUGGACAGGAACUCCAAUCAGGAUGUUUAUCCCGCCUCCCUCCAGGAAGUCCAGGAUGCCCUGAACAACCUCAAUAGCCCCUCCCCCUCCCAGAGCAGAGCAGGUUUGGACCAGAACCUGAACCUGAUGUUUACCUCCAGACCUGGAGAAGAUGGUCUCUCCCCGUCCCCUCUGCAUCAGCACCGCGCCCUACGUCCCCCCUCGCUCCCCGUCCACAACCCCCCCGUCCCCGCUGAUUUUGAGGAUCUCGCUCCUAUGACCUCUGACCCCAAUGGCAACAUCAACUCUCACCCCAACAGCCUGACUCCUGAAAUGGACAGACCAGAGGACUCAGACAGACAGUCACCUAGGAAGAGCACAGGCAUCACGAACUCCUGUAAAGUGAAGAAGCUGGACAACCAGACUCCAUUACAGAACACCUGCAGACAGGAGAUUGACCACGGCGAGGGCCACGCCACAGAUGAGGAGAAGCUAGCCAGCACAGCAGGAGUCAGAGCAGACAGAGAUCACAAUGAGACAGAACUGGGUGUGUCAGACAGAUCAGAGGAGUCAGACUGCUGUUCUAUGUAUGAGGACACCUGCCAGCUGAAGAACGCCAAGCUGGGAGGAAGUGACACGGAGAAGAAGACAGGAAGUGAGGUUCUAGACUCAAUUUGCAUCAGCGAGGCAGAGAAGAUGACUGUUCUCACCCUCAUCAGAGGGGAGAUCAUCACUAAGGAGAUGGAGGCCAAUGACUGGAGGAGGAAGUAUGAGGACAGCAGACAGGAAGUCAUGGAGAUGAGAAAGAUAGUGGCAGAGUAUGAGAAGACCAUCGCCCAGAUGAUUGAGGACGAACAGCGCAACACCAUGAGCUCCCAGAAGUCUUUGCAGGCUGUAAGCAUGGAGAAGGAGUCGGCACUAACAGACCUGAACUCAGUAGAGCGCUCGCUGUCCGAUAUGUUCCGCCGCUACGAGAACAUGAAGAGCACCCUGGACGGCUUUAAGAAGAAUGAGGAGGUGUUGAAGAAGUGUGCUCAGGAGUAUCUGGCCAGAGUCAAGCAGGAGGAGCAGAGAUACCAGACACUCAAACUCCACGCCGAGGAGAAACUAGACAAGGCUAAUGAGGACAUAGCCCAGGUACGCAGCAAGGCCAGCUCUGAGAGUGUUGCUCUGACCGCCAGCCUGAGGAAGGAGCAGAUGAGGGUAGAGUCUCUGGAGAAAGCUCUGCAGCAAAAGACCGAGGAGAUCGAGGAGCUCACCAAGAUCUGUGAUGAGCUCAUAGCAAAGAUGGGCAGAACAGACUGAGAGAGAUUCCAUACUUCCGAAUCAACCAAUCUUGACCCUCCAAACCAACCCUGCCUACAACAUAUAGUGUACUCCUGUGCAUGCCUCCAGCCAAUGAGCAGCUAGCUCUAUUUCCCCACAGGGCGCCUGCACCUAGUGCUGCUGUACUGGUCAAAUGUCAUACGAUAACCCAUUUCUCUUAGUCAACAUUAGUGCAGUAUUUGGAGAAUAGGGUGUAAUUUGAGCCUGUGUUAUGUACAUGUGGACUCACCUUUUUGGCUUGGUCAUUAUUUACCACGCAAGACCCCACACCCGUUUGUCUUUCUGUACUGUAACAUAAACACUAUAUAAUGUGCUGUCUUGGCAUUGCA